Messenger RNA from Pygocentrus nattereri (red-bellied piranha), 2457 nucleotides. RefSeq names its product pseudouridine synthase 7 (gene pus7). Gene Ontology annotation, biological process: pseudouridine synthesis. NCBI's taxonomy places the organism in Eukaryota, Metazoa, Chordata, Actinopteri, Characiformes, Serrasalmidae. The transcript has 18 exons. Gene Ontology annotation, cellular component: nucleus. The record is from RefSeq and is a predicted model, not a curated record. Gene Ontology annotation, molecular function: pseudouridine synthase activity; RNA binding. Bases 64 to 2169 code for a protein of 701 amino acids.
GGAGUAAACACUUCCGGUGGAGAGCGGACUCGCAGACACGUGGUUUGUAAUGGAGCCUGUCUGAUGUUUAGAGCAGCGCUGCGGUUCACAGGACCGGGCUGGACACGAACUGUUACUCACUGUCUUCAUCCUGCUGGAAGUUGGCAUAGCCAUAAUCAGUCAACGAACAUCACAGGAUUCUACAGCAACCAAAAGACUUCUCCAGCUUUCCAGCAGUUUUCCUCCAGAGACAGCUUUGCACCAAUGGAGGACAAGGAGCCUUUGACAGAGCCCAUUCAUAUCGGAGAAAAGCGAACAUGCCCAGAAGAGGAUUCAGAGCCCAGUGCCAAGAGAGCCAGAGUUCAGGAUGAAGCUAACGGCAGCCAUGUCACUAAAACAAAAGAGGAAGAUGAAGAGCUGGAGGCGGAUGAGGAAGAGGAGCCUCUUGUGGGUGAAGAUGGAGAAGGAGAAAGCUUUGCUGAUAUGAUGAAGCAUGGCCUUAGCGAAGUGGAUGUGGGCAUUCAUAAAUUUGUCAGUGACCAUAAAGGAUUCUCAGGAAUUUUGAAAGAGAGAUAUUCUGACUUUGUGGUUCACGAGAUUAGCAAAGAGGGAAAGAUUGUGCGGCUAGAUGACCUCUCAGUCCCUGUGGAAACUGAGGAAGCCUCUGUAGAGGUUGAGCCAACAGAUUGUCAGGCUCUGACAGAAGAGCAGAAACAACAGCUUGCUGAUCUGCAGCUCUUCAAAAACAAAGAGGGAAAUGUAGCUAUUGAGGUGGAAAACGACUCCAAAGAGAAACGUACUCUGCUUCAUAAAGCAGUGAAGACGUUAUACCCAGGACUGGAGACUAAGACUGAGGAAAGGGAAGGCAAGAAGUUCAUAGUGGCCUACCAUGCAGCUGGGAAGAAAGCACUGGCAGAAGUUCGAACAGCUGCAGCCCCUAGAAAACACUCGUGGCCAAAGAACCGUGGCAGCUUCUGCCAUUUUGUGCUCUACAAGGAGAAUAAAGAUACUAUGGAUGCCAUCAAUGUUCUCUCCAGGUUUCUCAGAGUUCGACCCAAUGUCUUCUCCUACAUGGGCACUAAAGACAAGAGAGCCAUCACAGUGCAGGAGAUUGCUGUGCUGAAAAUCAGUGCAGAGAGAUUAUCUCACCUCAAUAAGUGCCUGAUGAACUUCAAACUGGGAAAUUUCAGCUAUAAAAAGCACCCUCUGAAGCUGGGGGAGCUGCAGGGGAACCAUUUCACUGUGGUACUGAGGAACGUCUCAUGCUCUGAUGAGCAGGUGGAGCAGGCCAUGAUGUCACUCAGGGAUACAGGCUUCAUUAACUACUAUGGCAUGCAGCGCUUUGGCACCACAGCUGUACCCACACACCAGGUCGGCAGGGCCAUCCUGCAGAAUAACUGGACUGAGGUGAUGGACCUCAUCUUAAAGCCACGUCCUGGGGCGGAGAAGGGCUAUCUGGUGAAGUGUAGAGAGGAAUGGGCCCAGACUCAGGAUCCUGAGGCAGCGCUGAAGAAACUGCCAGUCAAGCGCUGUGUAGAGGGCCAGCUACUGAGAGGACUGUCAAUGUACGGCAAAAAGAACAUCAUAACUGCCUUUGGACUGAUCCCCCGCAACAACAGACUCAUGUACAUCCAUAGCUACCAGAGCUUUGUGUGGAACACCAUGGUCAGCAGGAGAGUGGAGGCUUAUGGCCUUAAAGCUGUGGAAGGAGACUUGGUUCUCAGAGGAGGCACUGCCCAUGUACUGACUGCUGAGGAAGCUGAAAAGCAGUCCAUUCAUGAUGUUGUAAUGCCAUUGCCUGGAUUUGAUGUUAUCUACCCCACACACGAAGUGGGGAAGGGUUACAGAGACUUGCUGACAGUCGAUAAUCUGGACAUUGAUAACCUGAGGCAUAAAGUGCGUGAUUACUCUCUGGCUGGAGCCUACCGCCGCAUCCUCAUAAGGCCCAGCGACGUCAGCUGGGAAGUGAUCCAAUAUGAUGACCCUAAAGUGCCCCUGAUUUACACGGAUGUAGAAAAGCUGGAAAACAAAUCAUUACCGGUUUAUCUUAAAGAGGGCAAAUACAGAGCACUGAAGAUGGAAUUUUCACUGCCACCCUCUACCUAUGCUACCAUGGCAAUCAGAGAGGUUCUCAAAAUGGACACCAGCAUCAAGAACCAGACGCAGCUUAACACUGUAUGGCUGAACUGAGGACCAUUUGUGUUUUGGGUUCCCCCAGGCUUUUGUUUGGAGUAACUGUUUAAAAACUCCAACAGAAAAUAAGCACAGCAGCAGAGUUACAGCUUUGCUGUUCAGUAAUUGCUUUUUUCUUAUUUUGUUUUUUUUUUAGAAACUUCUCGGCCAUUUGGCCUAGAAAGGCAGUAGUGAUAAAUGUUAAGCUUAAUUGCCAUUUAAUACCCUGCACUUAGCAGGAUGGAUGCUGGGCAUACAAAGUGAAGCACCCUGUCCCUUGAUGAAAUAAAUGGAGAUCAUACAACA